Molecule: messenger RNA, 1796 nt
Organism: Phoenix dactylifera (date palm)
Lineage: Eukaryota; Viridiplantae; Streptophyta; Magnoliopsida; Arecales; Arecaceae
Biological process (GO): gluconeogenesis
Cellular component (GO): cytosol
Molecular function (GO): ATP binding; phosphoenolpyruvate carboxykinase (ATP) activity
Source: RefSeq, a predicted model, not a curated record
UGCUCGAUUCUGCCUGCUACAUUUGGGUUCUGUUCCAUACAUCAUGAUCAGACGGUGGAGAAAAUGCUCUUCACCUGAUCUCUAUCCAGCGGCAAUGUCCCCGUUUUAAUUCCCCUCAUUUUACGACCACCCCCACUCCCCCGGCGGCCUCCUGCUCCUGUUCUUCUCUCUUGCUCCGUCGUCUUCAUCUGCAUAGCCGGUGGGCGGCUGGUUCGAUUCGGAUCCUUCGGAAACAAUGAGGAACGCGCUCUUCAAACAUCUCUCCCGCGCCGCCGAUCUCGCCUCCUCGAAAUCGCGACCCGCGACCAAGCCCUCGUUUCUCUCCUCUCCCUCUCUCUCCCGAAGCUAUGCAGUUGCAGCAUCCAUAGCUGAGGAGAAAGCAGAAACUGUAGUCUUUCCUAGGGAAGGCCCGGGAUUUUCUUAUGGAUUAAACUGGGCCCUUGCUGGAAGAGGUGUGAUUGUAAAGGAUAAAGCUUUUUACAACAUGAAGUCGUCUGAGCUUCAAAAGAGUGGCGCAACCACAAUUGAGCCUUUGUCUGGCCUUCCACUUCAUGUGAGAGGAAAUGCUGUUGGUGGAGCUUCUGACAUCUCAAAGGCUCAGUUUGGCAAACUUUUGAAACAGGUUACUUCUCACCUUUCAUCUGUCUCAAACAUCUUUGUUCAAGAUGGAGCUGUUGGUUCAUCUUCAAAAUGGGAUGCAAAGGUCCGUGUCAUUAGUGAUAAUCCCUCCGCUGUGAUAUCACUCUCCAAUAUCCUUUGGAAAACACCCAGCCGGGCAGUUUCCCAUGACUCUUGCCCACUGACUGUUUAUAUCGCUAGCUCCAUCAGUCCAAGAGCUAGGGAGGUUCUUGGUCUUGGGUCACAAGCCUCUAGUGGAUUUGUAGCUGCUGAUGUAGAGCGUUCAUCCCUCAUUUUAUGUGGUAAAGCUUUUGCUGAUGCCAAUGCUGCUAAAGAUGCUCUAGCUGCUUUGGCUGCUCCUGUAAUAUCUGCAAGGGGAGGCCUUCCUGUUUCUGCUAGGUUGCUUGUGUCUGGUGAUUCUGUGAUUCUGUUGUUUGCUCCAGAAGAUACUAUCAAGAGCUGUUCAGAUCUUCAGAAGGCUUUGGUAUCCAAUGAUGCUGGUGUAGUUCUGUCUUCUCAUGGUGUUGCACCCUUCUUUCGAGGCAGAGAUUCGGCAGCAUCAAAUCUGCUAAAAAAACCAGCUUCUGUAAUUUUUGCAUCUGCUGAUAGUACCGGUGUUCUUCCUUCAGUAUCAAAGCUCUCUCCAGGUCAAGCUGCCUAUCACUUUUUGGCAGGUUACCAGGAUGGAAAAUUUGUACCUGCUUACAACAAGGGCCCCUCACCUAUUCAUCCACUUGAACUCUCGAAGGCACUGCUUUCACAGUUAAAACAAAGUGAGAUCCCAUCUUUCCUAGUCAACGUAAAUGAUGGUGGAAAGCGCAUAACAGGCAAGGAGCUUGUUAAACUGGUGGAGUCAACCUUAUCUGGUAACUUGCCAGAAAGCAAACUAGAAGCUGCUGAUCCUAAAGUUGGAGAUCUCAAAGGGAAGUACAAGAGCUUUAUUUCAGGUAAAUUCCAGGAGUUACCUGAAGAAUUCUCCUUCUGAGAUUUCCUUGAAGGUAUAAUCCUUCAGCAGUUCUACCAGAUGCACGUUUUAGUUGAAAUUAUCAGAAUAAUGUGUUAUCUGCAUGCUUUCUUUAACCUGAUCUCCAGUAAACCAGAUUUCAAUUUAUCACUUCUGUUAUCCAAACAGUUUAUAUACACAUAAAUGAUGAAUAGCGUAAUGGUUUUUCUCUCUC